Messenger RNA from Octopus sinensis (East Asian common octopus), 1409 nucleotides. Its product is annotated as U8 snoRNA-decapping enzyme-like. Gene Ontology annotation, cellular component: nucleus. Bases 447 to 1124 code for a protein of 225 amino acids. Gene Ontology annotation, molecular function: snoRNA binding; phosphodiesterase decapping endonuclease activity. The transcript is spliced from 5 exons. NCBI's taxonomy places the organism in Eukaryota, Metazoa, Mollusca, Cephalopoda, Octopoda, Octopodidae. Gene Ontology annotation, biological process: sno(s)RNA catabolic process; mRNA catabolic process. The record is from RefSeq and is a predicted model, not a curated record.
CUCAUUAAUAAUGCACAGCUGAUCUCAAUCAGAUGAGCUUCGUUUGACUUCAAUUUCGUUGUGUCAUUAAGGGGACCUCAAGAAUUCUAUCUACUGGCCAGUAGGUAGGAUAUAGAAUGUCUCAGGGUCACACAACAAGUUCCAGUUAGUGGUUGAAGAGUUCCUAUAAUAAGGAACCGUUUGCCAAAUCCAGUGAAGAGACCUUUCCUGUACUUUAAAAUUCAAAUAUGAGGACAAUAGCCAUUGUGAGUAGACCACAGGGGCAGUAGUAUUCUAGAUGUUGCCAGAAAAUGGAGGAGAAGAAGGGAAUGAUGACAUCUUGCUGUCUGGAUCAGAAUGCUCUGAGGACCCAGGAGCUCAUCUGGUGAGCCAUAUCGACAUAUACAAGGGGGUUCUGAAAAGUUCUUAGUUUUGAGUAAAAGAAAAUACAGGAGUAUCAGCAAGGAAUGGCGGGUUUCACAGAAGGAGUCGUCAUGAACAGCUGCCCCGACGACGACCGAUCACAAUGUGACAACAGUUCGGAAAUGACUUUCGUUCGACUUCUAUCUCCUCGUGUUAAUGAUGUUCCUACGUCGGAAUAUGACCAUGCCGCCCAUUGUAUGAUAUAUUGCCGAACGAAUAAAGCUUGGUUUGGGAACACGAUAAAAGCUAACAUCAUGAUGCAGUUUCGCUUUGAUGGAUGCAUAGGAUUUCCUGGUGGCGCUGUGGAGGCAAAUGAAACAAUUGUGAUGGGACUAAACCGAGAGCUACAAGAAGAAAUUGCUUUAAAUCUUGACAAAUACUCUAUCAAAGAUAGUGACCAUCUUGUAUCACAUAUUUACAAAGAAAGAAAUUUUGUACUACAUUUCUUUAUAAAGUCUGUGACAGAGGAGGAUUUCAACGAAAUACAAGCAGCAGGUCUUACUUCAGAAUUUUAUGGAACAGAGGUAAUGGGAACAGUUAUCCCACCACUGUUUACUAUGUCCAAUGGAAUAUCAGGUUUACCAAACUUUCUUGCCAAUAUGUUUAUUGGUAAUGCAAAACAACAGCUAUUAUAUGCAUUAGAAUCCUGUGAAAUUCUCUCCAAGACUGAAAUCAAUGAAGCUGUGAUGAAAAGUAAAAUAAUCAAGAAACAAAAUGUUUAAUGCAAAUUCUAUUCAUUUGGAACAUUUUUAAGAAUUUUAUUCUUUUAGAACAUUUAAAAAUUAUAUUCAUUUGGAGCAUUAAAAAAUUUUAUUCAGGAGGAACAUUUCAUUGUUUACAUUUUGAGCAUCACCUAUCUUAGGAAAAAUUGUGGACAGUACACUUACAUUCUCAGACUAAAAUCUCAAAAAUAAUGGUUGAAAUAAAAGUUUGUUGGUAACUGAAAAUUUUUGUACUGAAUAACAAAGAAAAUUUGUUUUGAUUGAUUAAACAUACUCUUUAUAAUU